AUGAACGCAAAGCUGUGGGUGCAGUCGCCACGUCUGCUCAACCGCAAAAUCAACUUUCUGAGGUAUAACAAGCGGGUGGCGGAGGGGCAGUGGGCUGUGGUGGACGUGUCUGUCGACGGCAUCCUUGGACCGCCAGCAGGUAGCCGCACCACUGAUGCCGCUGCCGUUGCAAACAACACAACAGGCUGCAGGCUGCUGCUGUCCGGCUGCCUCAUUGAGGACAUGGGCAAGGGAAAUGGCUACUGCAAGAUCACAAGGGUUGUCCAUGCGGAGUAUGACGAGACCAUGGUGCCAACAUUGUUCAGGCCACUGCUCCGCUCCGGUAAUGCUUUCGGCGCGCAACGCUGGCUCGCGUCGCUGCAAAGGCAGUACGAGUACCUCGCUGUUCUGCACUCCAGCCAGAUCCCAAGAGGCGACAACGACAACAACACAGCGUUUAUAUUGUAUGAAUCAAUACUUCAACGAGCCAAGAUGGAUGUGUAUGACAAGUCAUGCAGUCCUAUGUUUUUUCACGGACGCGUGAGGUGUUUCAUUUGGGUCCAAGAUCACAAGACUAAUGAGACAAACUUUUGUGUGCUGCACACUCUACUUCUAGCAAAUGGAAACAUCUGUUCUUGCUUGUAGAACUAUAGAAGUGGAGGAACUGCAGCGUCUAUAUACAGUUGCUGGAACUAAUGACAGACCAGCAGAGCUGGAGUGUGACCAUUUAUCCCUAAGGUAAUCUUUUUAAAUAAUAGGCAGAUUUCUGCAUUUCCUCAUUGAUUGCCAUGUAGUAUGCAUCUCCACCUAGUAGUGUACCAUUUUUUAAUGAGUGAAAGCAAAGAGCAUGGUUUGUCAUACAUAUCUAUUCAUACACUGUACAUAGUUCUUCAA
Molecule: messenger RNA, 873 nt
Organism: Sorghum bicolor (sorghum)
Lineage: Eukaryota; Viridiplantae; Streptophyta; Magnoliopsida; Poales; Poaceae
Product: homeobox-leucine zipper protein ROC6
Exons: 3
Coding region: 1-624 (207 amino acids)
Molecular function (GO): lipid binding
Source: RefSeq, a predicted model, not a curated record